This is a messenger RNA of Guillardia theta CCMP2712, 321 nucleotides long. RefSeq lists its product as hypothetical. The coding region runs from base 76 to 288 and encodes 70 amino acids. The transcript has 4 exons. The record is from RefSeq and is a predicted model, not a curated record. Lineage: Eukaryota; Cryptophyceae; Pyrenomonadales; Geminigeraceae.
UCCUGGACAGUGUUCUUCAAUUCAUUGCAACGAGCUAAUUGGCAAGUUAGAGGACGUCGAGCUUACCACCUCACCAUGUACAAAGCACGGGGAGCUACCAUCAUCCUUCCAUGGGAGCGCACAGCGUCCUCCUCAGAAUCGCAUCCAUCAAAGCUGAUCCCCAUGGUCGAUUCAGUGUCAGGAGGGUUCCAAACGUCGCCAGAGGCCGUGUUGUCAGGCAUGUCAAGGAAGGGGCCCAUCUGGGGCUCGCCGUUCCCCUUGAAGAAGGAUACGUCUGGAUGCAGGUAGUACAGAAUUCUCUGAGGGAGGACCUUGAAGAAC